UCAUAAUAAAGAACUUUAAAUCUAAGCUUUGACGAAUACUAGACAAAGUCUAUAUGAAAUAAAAAAAUAUUAGAUGUCUAUAUUAAUGUAAUAAUAGCCUACUUCGAAAACACAAUAAACUCUUAGAGGACACACAACAAUAUUUUUGUGUGGUUUAUUUGUGUUUUGUUAAUAGUAGUUUAGACUUUUUCCAUAAACAGAACGCGCUGUUGUUGAUGCUGUGAAGAACACCCAUCUUUACUCACAGCUGUUGUUUGUCUGGAGAGGUCAUCAUGGGUAUUGUUGGCGACCCUCUGGAGAUCUCCGGUAGCGAGUUAGUUCAUAUUUUGCGGACUCCUUCUGAUUUCUUCACGUCUUCGGGAUGCAUCGUGUUAGACUGUCGGCCUUUCCUCGCCUUCUCCCGCGCGCACAUCCUCCAGUCACGCAACGUCAACUGGAACUCAAUGCUGAGGCGCAGAUCCAAGAGCUCAGUGGUAUCUCUGGAGUGGCUGGUGGCCGACAAGUCGCUCCUUGCCCAGCUGCGGAACGGGGAGUUCUCUCCGGUGGUUGUCCUGGAUGAAAACAGCGGGUCCGUCAGAGAUGUGAAGAGUGAGAGUCUGGCAAAUCUCCUGAUCAGUGCUCUGCAAUUAGAGGCCCAGUCUGCCUCCACUCAGAUCUGCUUCUUACAAGGUGGAUUUGACGGAUUCUUUACACUUUAUCCUGAAGUCUGUUUUAACAAUCCUCUUAUGUGCUCAAAUCACCCUGCUCUCAGUGAUCCAGAGCCCAUUGUAUCUGGAAGAAAGACUCCUCUCUAUGAUCAGGGUGGUCCAGUGGAGAUCCUCCCCUUCCUCUUUCUUGGCAGUGCCCAUCACUCAUCCAGACGGGAGACUCUGGAGCGAUGUGGAAUCACGGCUGUUCUCAAUGUUUCCUCCUCUUGUCCAAACCUGUUUGAGAAGGAACUUCAGUACAAGACUCUAAAGGUGGAGGACAGUCUGGCCGCAGACAUACGCAUCCUAUUUCCAGAGGCAAUCCACUUCAUCGAUUCAAUUAAGGAGAGUGGUGGGCGAGUGCUGGUCCACUGUCAAGCAGGAAUCUCCCGGUCAGCCACCAUCUGCCUGGCAUACCUGAUACACGCUCGCCGUGUCCGUCUAGACGAGGCCUUUGACUUUGUAAAACGCCGUCGGCAAGUCAUCUCACCAAAUCUGGCUUUCAUGGGCCAACUGCUGCAGUUCGAGACAGACAUUUUGUGUCCCUAUACUGUGCUAGACAGAGAGAACAGUGGCACUGCGUUUUAGCAUCUGUGAACAGAUGGCUGAAAUCUUGAACUGUCCCCCAUUAACCUGUGACAAGGCAUUAUAGACUUGAAACUAUGGCUGUGCUGUGUAGCUUUGAUAUCAGAGACUGAGGAUCUGACAGAUCUGUAAAGGUGCUUUGGUUAGUCAACAGUUCCUACAGAUAUACAAAUGUUUUAAACUCCAUUCUAUUGCACUGGAAUUAUGGUACAUGCUUAAUGUAUUUAAACAGGAGACUCUUAACAUGGUUACUAAAGAAAGGGCCAAAGGCAAUUCUCCCUGUUUACCCUUUAAACUAACGCCAUGGGAUAAAUCAAGUUGUAGAUAGCAUCAACUGACUACCUGUACUUUAAUGUUUACAGCAACACACAAACUAUACACAAAUAGCUGAAUGCCUAUCUGUGUUUCCAAACAAAAUUGGCACGACUGAUCAGGGCUGGUCAACUCAUUAGGUGACAUAGGCGAGUGCCUAGGGCGGCAUCGCUUCGGGGAACAGACCGUGUACUUAGUGCCUUACUACCAUACUAAUCUUACUGUUUCUGUUAUACCUGUGUUUGGCAAAAAACAGUGAGCGUAGUAUGGAUAGUAUACCAUUGUGAACACGGACAUGGACUCAUGAGCAUGGGGCUCCUGAAUCGAAGUGAUGCCCAAUGUGUGAAUUAAUCAUUCUUUUGAGUCGGUUCUUCUCAAUUAAUUUGUCUAACGUGUGGGCUGAAUCAUUUGAAGCUCUUUGUCAUGCAGUAAAACAGUAACGGGAUGCUUUAAAAGACAGAGAACAAAAUUAAUGCUCGCCUUGGGUGCCAAAUGGGGUAGGACUGGCACCGCGACACUCAUGGAAAACAUAAGUUACUUGUCAUUGUAACAUUGUGUAAAACUUGACUCAAUAUAAGUUGAUCACCGAUUCAACAUUAUCGUAUGAGCCAGAGAAACAACAUCUGUAUAUGCCAAACUUCUAUUGCCUGUUACAAAUUUAGGGAUAAGAUACCAAAGCGUUGAGUUGUGGUCUUUUCGUUUAUUGUCUAGCUUUCAACAAUAAGUUGACAUGUUUUGCAAGGAUGUCUGCAGAUCAUCAUACCCUAUAACAAUUAUUGCAUCAGUCAAUGUUCCAUCUGACUGCACAGAGUGAUGCUAUGACCAUAUUUGGGUGUGACGUGUGGUUAGUUUUCUCUGUGAUAAAUGUCAAGUUUUUCCAUUAAGUUAUUGUCUGAUUUUUAGUCACAAAGACAUAUUUAAAGGGCAAAGACCUGAUAAACUGUGAUCUUAGGUCAUUUAAACAAAAUGUGUUAUGAUAUAUAACAGGCACUAAAACAAUUUUCUAAUAAAUGUAUUUUAUUUUUAUAUGUUUUCUUUUUUUGGUGAAUAUUUAUUUAUCUGUUUUCAUUCGAGCAAUGCACUUUAAAUGUAGAUGUUUGGGAUAUUGAUGAGACCUUUUGUAAGCUACUUUGUUCACUUAUUUCAAAAUGUAAAUAAAGCACUGGAUUAAUUUAAU
Molecule: messenger RNA, 2760 nt
Organism: Xyrauchen texanus (razorback sucker)
Lineage: Eukaryota; Metazoa; Chordata; Actinopteri; Cypriniformes; Catostomidae
Product: dual specificity protein phosphatase 2-like
Exons: 4
Coding region: 273-1274 (333 amino acids)
Biological process (GO): negative regulation of MAPK cascade; protein dephosphorylation; endoderm formation
Cellular component (GO): nucleus; cytoplasm
Molecular function (GO): MAP kinase tyrosine/serine/threonine phosphatase activity; protein tyrosine/threonine phosphatase activity
Source: RefSeq, a predicted model, not a curated record